Nicrophorus vespilloides is the source of this 865-nucleotide messenger RNA. RefSeq names its product chymotrypsin-1-like. Gene Ontology annotation, molecular function: serine-type endopeptidase activity. The record is from RefSeq and is a predicted model, not a curated record. Gene Ontology annotation, biological process: proteolysis. The transcript has 5 exons. Lineage: Eukaryota; Metazoa; Arthropoda; Insecta; Coleoptera; Silphidae. Bases 91 to 852 code for a protein of 253 amino acids.
CUUUAUUCGCAUUGUUCUAAAUUGAUUAGAUUACUUUUAUUUGACAACGCAUAUAAAUAAACUUCCAAGUACUUUUAGUUUAAGUUCAAAAUGAGUGUGAAGAUGUUUCGUUCGCUGCUGUUUGUGUCAAUCGCUGUAUCGUCAGUUCUAUGCGGCGAAAGAAUAGUGGGUGGAAUGGUGGCAGAAGAUGGUAAAUACCCUUACCAGGUCUCCAUACGCAUGUGGAACGUUUAUCAUUUUUGUGGCGGUUCGAUUCUGAACGAUCGUUGGAUUCUAACAGCAGCCCACUGCGUUUAUAACCAAAAGUUUGACAACAUGACUGUUGUUGUUGGCACGAAUUCCCUUUCCAAAGGUGGUGUAGAACACGAGAUAGAGAGCAUAGUAGCACAUCCAUUUUACGUACCAUUCUUGAUCACCAAUGAUAUAGCAUUGAUUAAAGUUAAGAAACCGAUUGUCUUCAAUCCAAGGACAAAGCCUAUCCAAUUACCUACGCAAUACAGCGAGAAUGAACCGAAUGUUACCUUAACGGGCUGGGGAAUGACCAAUUAUCCGGAAACCAACGUUAGUUCUAUUCCCGAUCAGCUGCAGGUCUUAGACCUAAAGUCUAUAAGUACGCUGAGAUGUCGGGCUAUGCAUUUCACAGUCCCAGCCCCAAUCUUCGUCAACAAUAUAUGCACUUUAACUAAGGAAGGCGAAGGCGCUUGCCCAGGAGAUUCCGGCGGACCAUUAGUGCACGACGACCAUCAGGUCGGCAUCGUGUCUUGGGGCAUUCCCUGUGCCAAAGGUAAACCGGACGUCUUCACCAGGGUUUACAUUUACCUAAGUUGGGUCAAUGGUUACAUAAAUAAUUGAUAAGCAUUCGUCC